AUGGCGCUUCUCUCAGCAGAACACCUGGCUGGGCCGGGCUACAUCAUUCUCAACGUCCUUCGUGGACUCAACAUUAUUGCUCUGGCUUCAGUCGUUGCCAGCAGUGUUGUCAUGCUUGUCAAGACUUUUAUCAUUUCCAAGUUCUUCUUCUUCGAUGCCACGAGCCAUGUCAUUACCGCUUUUGCCGGGCUUUUCUUCAUCGUAUCAGAAUGCUCGCUCUUCCGCAGUUUCUUCGCCCGCAACUGGCCUCUUCUGAGCCCCUCUCACGGCUUCGUCACCCUAGGCUGUGCCAUGAUGAUCAUCGGCAUGAACCUCCUCGGCAACAUGAACAAGGAGGCCACAAGCCAAAAGUCACUCACCAUGCCCUUCUGGCGCCUUCUCGUCGCCUCGGGCGUCCUCUCCUUCGUCAUCGGCCUCUUCAACAUAAUCGCCAGCUUCAUCUUCCGCGAUAGAUCCCGCAACAUCACCGCCCGCAUGGUCCGCUCCCGCGGCGCCAUGACGCUCCACGAAGACCUCGAAACCCAAUCCCAAUGGACCGGCUCAAACUACGAGUCCAAACUCAAACCCUUCACCCUCUCUUCCCACCAAACCGGCAGCACCUCGUCCCGCACCCCUCCCAUGCGCAUGCCCACUCCCCCCGUGGACUGCGGCUCGCCCCCACAACCCCAAACCAAAGACACCGACGCCCACCACCUCUCCCAAUUCGACUUCAACCCCCUCCGCGCCCUCCGCACAGCCCGCCAAUCCUUCCUUCCUUCCUACCACUCCCAGUCCUCCCCCGCCAAACUCAACGUCUUCUCCAACCGCCCAGCCUCCUCAAUCUACUCGCGCACCACCUCUGGCGAACCCUCCCGCAAGCGCUUCUGGCAGCGGCAGCGCGAAGAGCAGGAACAGGAAACUGCCCGCAUGCCUGAGAUUAGCUAUCCGCUUAAUGUCAACCCGCAGUUUGCGCACCUCGUUAAGCCGAAUCUUGCCCAUCACCCUAGUGUCAGGCGCCCGGAGUUUGAUUUUGAUAGUAAUAAGAUUUGA
Messenger RNA from Bipolaris victoriae FI3, 1029 nucleotides. RefSeq lists its product as hypothetical. The transcript is spliced from 2 exons. The record is from RefSeq and is a predicted model, not a curated record. Bases 1 to 1029 code for a protein of 342 amino acids. Lineage: Eukaryota; Fungi; Ascomycota; Dothideomycetes; Pleosporales; Pleosporaceae.